UCAAUGGCACCUAAAACCAAUCAGUUCCCGACAGUACUCGAUAACAUAAAUGCAUCGCUGCAUCCCUCUCGACGAUAGCCAGUGUACCGUGACACUAAGCGCAUAUAAACGCCACGAAUGCUCUAGUUAUACACAGUGUCCAUAUCGCCAACGUAGUGCAAACAUUAAACAUGGUAAAGUAUCUCCUGGUCUUGACCUUGGUCGCGGUCGCCUCGGCGAGGACGGCGACCACAACACAGAACAAACUAGAAGCCAGAAGUGCAGACGACAAUAUCCUAGGAGAACUUAAAUUUGCCUACGAGACAUACAAAGACUGCAGCGGGUCUGAAAUUUCGCACUGCCUCAAACGAAAACUUGCGAAGACUUUGAGCAGGUUGACGAAUGCUGAGGAGCUGACGAUUCUGGAUGGGGUGACGUUAACCAAGGAUAAAGAUGUCAAGAUUGAAGAGAAGGAGGAAGCGAUCCCGAGGGGGAUGAACGAUGGUUCCCUGAACAACCUGAUUUUCGACAGGAUCGUUAAUUUCAUGAGGACCCAUACGUUACAGGUCAAAUUCCCCACUGACGAUGGCUCCGAAGUCGACACUGACAUGGCCCGCAGCAGAAGAAAGAAGCUCGCUCCCCUCCUCGCCAUCCCCCUUCUCAUCGGAGGUAUGAUGGUGCCCCUGGCCUUCGGGGCUCUCGCUCUCCUAGCAGGAAAGGCCCUCAUCGUGUCCAAGCUCGCCCUGGUCCUUGCGGGUAUCAUUGGUCUGAAGAAACUCCUGUCUCCGAGUGGGGGCGGACAUGAAGCUCAUGAGGUGGUCGUCUCUGCAGGACAUGGAGGUUCAGGGUGGAGUAGGUCGCUCGAGAAAGCCCAUGACUUAGCGUACAACGCUUACGCCCAAUAGCCAGCUAACCCACCAGUUAUUAAUUAAUACGCGGAAAAAAGGACCAGUCGGUUUCACAUGAAUAUUAUAUAAAUAGAGAACGUUUAAGUAAAUUAUUUACAAUAUAGAGUACGUAAUUAUGCAACAUUUGAGAGAGGAUCUAUCGCAAAGUCAUUCCUGAAAACUUAAAAAAUAUUUAUUUAUUUAAUCAUUUAUAUUUCAAUAAUAUUUUAUGAAAACUAUUUAUUGAAAUCCGUAAAUAAAGCUAGAAAAACAUUAUAAAUAUUACUCGACGACAUUUGAAAUUCAGUUUUCUAUAUAAGUGUCAUAUUUUUAUCUAUUUUUUUGUUUUUAUUUAUUUAUUGUUUUCGAAAAUAUUGCUUCAGGAUGUUUGGAAUGAACGUUUAGCCGUUUUACAAUUUAGAUACUGCAAUGGUCAGUCAUUAUGUCAUUUCAUAUGGGUAUUUAUUUAUUAAAGUUUUUAAUAUUUAAAUAUAAGUAAAAUAUGAGUCAAAGACA
This is a messenger RNA of Trichoplusia ni (cabbage looper), 1382 nucleotides long. RefSeq lists its product as uncharacterized. The coding region runs from base 171 to 884 and encodes 237 amino acids. Lineage: Eukaryota; Metazoa; Arthropoda; Insecta; Lepidoptera; Noctuidae. The transcript has 3 exons. The record is from RefSeq and is a predicted model, not a curated record.